Messenger RNA from Humulus lupulus (European hop), 6036 nucleotides. RefSeq lists its product as uncharacterized. Gene Ontology annotation, molecular function: chromatin binding. Gene Ontology annotation, cellular component: nucleus. NCBI's taxonomy places the organism in Eukaryota, Viridiplantae, Streptophyta, Magnoliopsida, Rosales, Cannabaceae. The coding region runs from base 474 to 5336 and encodes 1620 amino acids. The transcript is spliced from 4 exons. The record is from RefSeq and is a predicted model, not a curated record.
CUCUCUCUCUCUUUCUUUCUCUCUGUCCUAUAGACUCACUUGCUCUUCCAUUCGCCGUUUCGCGUUAACUCGUUUCGUUCUAUCUUUCUCUCUCUCUCUCUAUCUAAUCGCGAGUUCUUCGCACGAAAUCUCUGAAUUUAGCUAAUAUUCCAGUCCUCCUCCUUUCGAUCCCAAAUUGCCCAAAUUUAUCUCUCUUAACAACCCCACCGUAAAUCCCUACCCAAAUCUUAUUUUCCUCUCAACUAAGCCCUAGACCUCACGUUACCAGACUUGUCCCCAAAUUCCGAUUAUGGGUUUGCUAUUUCAUUCUUUCAAUCGAAGAUCUGGGUCCUGAUCUAGGGUUUUGCUCAGCUCCAAUUCUUCGAAUCUAGGGUUUUCUUUCUUUUUUCUGUUGUGGAAUUCCAUUUGGGAUUGAUGUUUCUUUUCAAGGACGUGGUUGCGAUCGAUUUAAAAAUCAAGGAAGAUGGAGGGCUAUGCAUGGGUCGGGAGGUGAGAAGUGGAAACGGAGUCGGCACAUGUGGCCGGUCCCUAAUUCGACCGCGACGACUGUAGCUGUGAACGAUUCGAAUACCCCCGAUUUCUUCUGCAAAGAUGGACGCAAAAUUCGAGUUGGUGACUGUGCACUUUUUAAGCCACCCCAGGACUCCCCUCCAUUUAUCGGAAUAAUACGUAGGCUGACGUUAGACAAGGAGGAUACUCUAAGUUUAGGUGUAAAUUGGCUUUAUCGACCUGCUGAUAUAAGGCUUGCAAAAGGGAUAUUGCAAGACGCUGCACUGAACGAGGUCUUUUAUUCCUUUCACAAGGAUGAGAUUCCUGCUGCAUCGCUACUCCAUCCCUGUAAAGUCGCAUUCCUUCGUAAAGGUGUUGAACUUCCUCCAGGGAUAUCCUCAUUUGUUUGCAGACGAGUGUAUGACACUGAGAACAAGUGUUUAUGGUGGUUAACUGAUAAAGACUAUAUUAAUGAACGACAGGAAGAAGUAGAUAAGCUAUUAGACAAGACAAGACUAGAAAUGCAUGGGGGCGUGCAGUCAGGAGGCCGUUCUCCAAAACCUUUGAAUGGUCCAUCAUCAACACCGCAAUUGAAAUCUGGUUCUGAUAUUGUACAAAACAGCGCGUCCUCUUUUUCUUCACAGGCUAAGGGAAAAAAGAGGGAACGGGGUGAUCAGGGUACUGAUUCUGUGAAACGAGAGCGUUUAGUAAAAGUAGAAGAUGGCGAUUCAGGUCAAUUUAGGCCUGAAAAUAUGAUAAAGUCUGAGAUAGCAAAAAUAACUGACAAAGGAGGGCUUGUGGACCUUGCUGGGGUUGAGAAGUUAGUUCAGCUUAUGCAACCUGACAGCGCUGAUAAGAAAAUAGACUUGGCUGGCAGAAUAAUGCUUGUUGAUGUGAUUGCAGUCACGGAUAGAUAUGAUUGUCUUGGACGUUUUGUUCAGCUUAGGGGCUUACCUGUGCUGGAUGAAUGGCUUCAAGAGGUCCAUAAGGGGAAAAUUGGUGACAGUUGUAGUCCCAAAGAAUGUGAUAAAUCUGUUGAGGAGUUUCUUUUGGCAUUACUUCGGGCACUUGAUAAGCUGCCUGUAAAUCUGCAUGCCCUUAAGAGUUGUAAUGUGGGCAAAUCUGUCAAUCAUUUGCGGAGUCAUAAGAAUUCUGAAAUUCAGAAGAAAGCUAGGACUUUGGUUGACACGUGGAAGAGACGUGUUGAAGCUGAGAUGAAUAUGAGUGAUGCUGCCAAAUCUGGACCAGGUCGUGGUGUUUCAUGGCCCAAUAAGCCUGCAUCGUCUGAAGUUUCUCAUGUUGGGAGUAAAAAAACAGGAAAUUCUGCUGAGGUUGGUUCAAAGAGCUCCAAUGUACAACCUUCUGUCUCUAAAGCUCAUCAGGUUAAGCUUGGUUCUGGGGAUGCUGCUUCCAAGGCAUCUGCAUCUCCUGGAUCAACUAAACUAAUGAGUGCAUCCGUGGGUACUUUCUCGAAAGAUCAGAACUUCAGAAUGUUAGUUGCUGCGGGCUCCUCAGACCUUCCUUUGACACCAAUUAAGGAGGAAAAAAGUAGCAGUUCUAGUCAGUCACAGAACAACAGCCAGUCAAGUGAUCAUGCAAAAACAGUGGGUUCAUCAUGUAGAGAAGAUGCAAGGAGUUCAACAGCUGGUUCUGUGUGUGUGAAUAAAGUUUCUAGCAGUGGAUCUCGCCACCGAAAAGCUAUCAAUGGCUUUCAAGGAUCUGCUAUUGCAGGAGUUCAGAAGGAAAUUGGGUCAGGUAAAGCUAGUACGCCAAGUAGAAAUGUGACUCCUGAAAAACCAACUACUGGAGUAUCCCAUGAGAAACUUGCUGAUGUUCCUCCUGUUGAACACGGGAAUAAUAGACUCAUUGUAAGAUUUCCAAACACUGGUCGUAGCCCUGCAAGAGGUGCCUCUGGAUCUUCUUUUGAAGACUCUGUUGCCACUUGUGGCAGAGCUUCUCCUCCCACGGAAAAGCAUGAUAAUCAUGAUAAAAAGCCUAAAGGUCGAAAUGAUGCUGUCCGUGCUAAUAUUUCUUCAGAUAUAAACUCAGAUUUGUGUCAAGGAAAGGAAUGUGGGUUUGAGGAAUCUGCAGUUCCUGCUUGCGUAGAGCAACAAAGGGCUGGUGAAGAUGGCGAAAAACCAACAGAAGCAUCUAAAGCAGCUGGUUCUUUAUCAAAUAUAAUUUCAAGGUCUGGGAAAUCAUACGAGGCACCUUUAAGCUCCAUGGAUGCUUUACUUGAAAGCUGUGCAAAGAUUUCUGAAGCUAGUGCUUCUACUUCACCAGGGGAUGAUGGGGGGAUGAAUUUGCUUGCUAGUGUGGCUGCAGGAGAAAUAUCUAAAUCGGGUAAUGUGUCACCAUCAGCUUCUCCUGGGAGAAAUCCAUCUACGCCUGAGGGAUCAAGCUCAGGCAAUGAUGGAAAGUUGAAACAAUUAGGGGAGGAGGUUUCUCAAGCCCAAUGCCAACAAUCUAUUGGGGGGGUUAGUGUUGGUUCCCCUUCAGAGCGGGGUAAUACAGCCGAUUCUUUACUUGCUAAAAAUGAAUCAAGAAAUCCUGUUAGUGGUGGACCAACCAAUGAUUCUGGGGAUAUGAAAGGUGUUUCUCCUGCUCAUGGGGACAGAGCAGGGGAGUCUAGCGUGCAUUUGGAUGGUUCUUUGAGUUCACAAGAAAAUGCAGAUGCGUUAAAAUUGUCUGAUCAUAAACCUGGUGAACCAUAUGAUGUUUCCGUAACCAUACCUGUUUCAGCUAGAAAAGAAGGUUGUACGGAUGCGGAAGGAGCUUACCAGUUUCACGAGCAAAGAAAGUUUGGAGUUCGUAGGACAAGAAGUAUCAGCAGUUUUGAUAAUAAAUUAAAACUAGAAACUUCAUCUGAUGAGGAUAAAAAAGCUGAUAAGAAAGCAGAAUAUGGAGAUGAGAGAACUGUGGAAAACAGUGUGCCAAUGGCUUCUGAAGCUCGUUCUGGGAGUGCAAAAGUGGAGAAGGAUAAUGAAACAUCAACUUGCUCAUCUUCAGAAGUGGGUCAUGGGGAUCAGAACGCUGACAAGGAGUUAUAUAAUGAUGUUUCAACAGAACAGAAGCCAUCUAUUGUGACAGCAAGUAAUGCUGAGCCUUUGAAUGGGAAAAGCGAUGAUCCCUUGCAUUCUUCUGGCUCUGGAAAUACUUUGAAUGUGGAGUGCAAUGGUGAAAAGACUGAUGAUGUCAAGACUGGAGGUCUAGCUGAGCCGCGGACAGAUGGACAAGCGGAUUUAUGUACUACUUUUGAUCGUGACAAUGAUUGUCGCAAGGACAACUUGGAGACAAAAGAAUCUGUUGGUCACUCUUCAGUUGCCCCAUCUCCCAAAAUCGAGGUGCAUGCAGUUGCUGUGCAAGAAAGUGAACAAUGUGAGAAGUCUAAUAGGCACAAGAUAGAUGAUUUGGAAUCAGCUGAGACAGAGCAACAGCAACCUGCAAGUGUGAAUGCUUCUGGCCCUGAUUCUUUUGUAAAACUGGACUUUGAUUUAAAUGAAGGCUUUCCUUCUGAUGAUGGGAGUAACGGGGACCUUGUGAAAGUGGGAGAACCUGGAAGUUCAUCAGGUAUUCAUUUGCCUUGCACUUUACCUUUUCAAAAUUCCUCUACUUCUGGGGGUUUCCCAUCUUCAAUUACUGUGGCUGCUCCUGCCAAAGGAGCAUUUAAUCCUCCAGAAAACCUGCUGCGGAGUAAGGGAGAACUUGGAUGGAAAGGGUCAGCAGCUACAAGUGCAUUUCGGCCUGCAGAACCCAGAAAGACCAGUGAUGCCGUUGACUCUACUUUUAGCAGACAAGGUCGUGCUCCUUUGGAUUUUGACUUGAAUGUACCUGACGACAGAGCUUAUGAGGAUGAGUCUGGGCCUUGUGAUCGCGUUGCUGGUGCUGGAGGACUUGAUCUUGAUUUGAAUAGAGCUGAUGAGAGUCCUGAUGUUGGGCUAUUUUCUACUAGCAACCACGCUAGGUUAGAAAUGGCUCCUUUACCUGCUAGAUCGUCAUUAUCUAGUGGAUUAUCUAAUGGUGCGGUUAAUGCCUCCAGAGACUUUGAUUUGAACAAUGGGCCAGGGCUUGAUGAUGUUGGUACUGAAGCGGCACCUUCUGUUCAGUCUAUCAAAAGCAGUUUGCCAUCGGCCGGACCUGUUCCUGGAAUAAGAGUCAACAACGCAGAAUUUGGGAACUUUUCAUCGUGGUUUCCCCCUGGCAAUGCUUAUUCAGCCAUCACUGUUCCACCAAUUUUUCCUGGUAGAGGGGAGCAGAGUUAUGGUUCUCCGGCUGGGUCACAGAGGGUCUUGUGUCCUCCUACUCCCAGCUCCUCAUUUGGUCCUGAGAUUUACAGGGGCCCAGUGCUUUCGUCCUCCCCUGCAGUUGCAUUUUCACCUGCCAACCAAAUUCCAUAUCCAGGAUUCCCUUUUGAAACUAGUUUUCCCUUGUCAUCCAACUCCUUCUCAGGUUGUUCACCAGCAUAUAUGGACUCUUCCUCUGGUGGACCACUUUGUUUUCCUACCAUCCCCUCACCUCUUAUGGGGCCUGCAGGUGUAGUCCCAUCUGCUUUCGCCCGACCAUAUGUGAUGAACCUUCCAGGAGGUGCUAGUAACAUUGGCCCUGAUGGUAGGAAAUGGGGAAGUCAGGGUUUGGACCUUAAUGCAGGUCCUGGGAGCAUAGAUGCUGAACGGAGAGAUGAGAGGCUGCCUACAGGAUUGAGACAACUUUCUGUUUCAAGUUCACAGGCCCUUGUAGAGGAGCAGCUAAAGAUGUUUCAGGUCGGUGGUGUAUUGAAGAGAAAGGAACCCGAUGGUGGACUUGAUGCAGUGGACAGAAUUAGCUACAAACACCCUUCAUGGCAGUAGGAUUGUGUUGCAAUGAGGAAAACCUCAUAGUCUGUUUAGGCCUGCUCUGCAAGUCAAGUGUCAGAACUCUGGUUAUUUGAAUGAUCAGAUUAUGGAGGCGAAGCCCAAGAGUUCGUCUUGCUGAACACUGCCAUACCACCGUCCCUCUCUAACUUUGGAAAAUUGUUAUGGCCCUGGAAUCAACUCAACAUGGUAAAUGAAUCUUUUUGUGGCAGAUCCGCCUCUGCAGAUAAGUUCCCCCCGUGUAGAUAUCUAACUCAAGAUUAAAAAGAAAAAAAAACAUGUUUGUUGUGCUGCCUAGAAACUAAGAAAUUGGUGCCCCACCAUGUAAGGACUAUGCUCAUUCAGGUACAUUACUACUACUUCUACUACUACUACUACUACCCCAAUCCUUCCCGGUCCAUUUUAAAGGAGAGGAUUGGAUUGUAUGAACUGUCCAUUCAGGCUGAGGCCGGCAUGUAUCUUCUGUCUGUCAAAUUUUUUUUCCCCACCUUCCAGUUACAAAUAUAGUUAUUUACUUUAGUCAUGACUGCCGAAUUUUUGUUACUUGAAAGAAAAUCAUUCUGGUUAUUGAUAUUUGCACAGGCCUGUCUUCAUGUAUUGUAUUUUUCCCUUUGUAUUAUAAGUUAUAACCAGAAUCGGAAUAUUUUCUCGCAACUCAGAGGAAAUUUUGGAUAGACUUUUUUUUUCUUCUGGUGCA